This is a messenger RNA of Iphiclides podalirius (scarce swallowtail), 336 nucleotides long. The record is from the annotation of a GenBank genome assembly. NCBI's taxonomy places the organism in Eukaryota, Metazoa, Arthropoda, Insecta, Lepidoptera, Papilionidae.
AUGAGAUUGAGAUACUAUUAUCAUUUAUUACUGUUUGGGAGCGUCGUAUUGUCACUUCCAUUAAGCCGUCUCGGGGCGGGGUCCGGCGGGCCACGCCCCGGCGCACGCCCUGCGCUUCACCCCACACACUCCCGUCGACGGCCCGAGUCGAGCCGAGCGGCCGGCUCACUAAAACGAUUUGCUCUCAAUCGCAUCAAACGUACACCCCUACGUCCCGCGAUAACCCGCUGCUUCACGAGCACGGCGGCGCGAGCGGUCCAAGUGAUACGGCGUAGCGAGCGUGAUGCGGUGUCCGCGACGUGUGACGCGUGCAGCGUGACAGCCAAGUGCGCGGCG